UAUCAACUCCCUCGUCUUUCUCUUUUACGUUAUAUUCCCUUAGUUCUGUUAUCCUCUUCAUAAAAACACUUCCUUCUCAAGAGUUCUCAAGAUAGGAGCAAGGUUCUUCAAAUUUUCUGAAGUUGAUAGAGAAUUCAAGCUUCAAGGAGAGGGUUAGUAGCCAAUAGUUUUUGCAUCACCGUUGACGAUCAAAGUUAGUGAAGAGAGGAAAUGUCUCAGCCUGGGAACAAAGACCUGCGAGCUAUGUUCACCGGAGGGAACUCUUCUGCUGGGGCCUCUGGGCCCAAAAUGAAGAAGCUCCGGGUGGCGAAGAAAGCCGCUGGGACACCAUCCAAGUCCCCUGCAAAGGGGAAAUACCAGAUCCCAGCUGCCCAGGCCAAGGUACCUCCACCUUCUGCCGCAGUGGAGAAGAUGCCCCCGCCCCCUCCACGAGCUCUCGCCUUUGUUCAGGAUAUGGGAGCGGAGCCUGGGAUUUUGGCAACUUCAGUCCCCGAGGUGCACAUUCCGGUGGACCCCCAGGCCUUGGAGAAAAAUCCUGACGUCUUUCGGGGGACGGUGUACGAGACGGCGCCUACACCGUCGACCACUACUACGGCGCCACUGAAAGGGACCUGCGGGCGAUCGAAACAAGGAGCCUAGAGAGCGUGAUGGAGUCUUCAUUGGGAAUGGCUCUAACGGGUGCCUUGGCUCUUCACCGGAGCAUAUCUAGGUCCAAGGCUUGGCUCGAGGUCAUGAGGGGCGAGCACCAGGCUGUUUUGGCCGCACAGCAGACUACCUUGGCCGCCCUGAAGAUUGCCCAAAAGCAGGAACAUGAGGCUAAGGAUGCCUUGGCGGCCGCGCGGGCCGAGCUUGAUGCUUCCCGUCCCAAGCUGCAAGAGGUCGAGGCUACCAAGGCCGUGCUAGAAGCUGUAACGGCCGAACUCGAGGAGGCCAAGGCUGCCCGGGCCGCGCUAGACUUUGCGAAAACCGAGACCACGAAGGCCAAGGACGCCUUGGCAACGGAGAAGGCAGCUUCCAGCUCCGCCAUGGAGGACAUGCUAUACCACUGCUGGGUUUUCAACCCGGAUGGCGACUUCUCCUUCCUAGGAGCGGAUGUCAGGGAGCUCUUCCUGGAGGGGUUUAAAGCUCGUCUUCAGCAAGAGGUGCCUUCUGAGACCGGGGAGACCUCCACAGCGGCCGAGUAGGAGGGCGAGACGGCGACCUCAACGGAGCAGCCCGGUGGGGCCUAGGGCAUUUCUUUUUCGAACACUUAUUAUUAUUAUUUUUUUUGUAACUUUUGUAUGAGGUUUUUCAACCUCGAGACAAUUGGCUUUAUCCAUUUUUGCUUCUAUACACUUCGGUAAUAGUCUUGGUUUGCUUUUCUUUUUGUUGGUGCUAUGAUUUCUUAGGAAAAACAUGUUAACCAAUCUUUGACCCAACUUCUAAGAUAAGUCCCGGUUGCAUUUCAGACAUUGCAUUAAAAACUUAGUUCGCGUUAACUUCUUAUUGAUAUCUCGUGAUUUUUAAGAAAAACAACGAUCAAUCAAUUUGAAUUAACUUCUAAGUUUUAUGACCUGGUUAUGUCCAGGACGUUAGU
Messenger RNA from Humulus lupulus (European hop), 1576 nucleotides. RefSeq lists its product as uncharacterized. NCBI's taxonomy places the organism in Eukaryota, Viridiplantae, Streptophyta, Magnoliopsida, Rosales, Cannabaceae. The transcript has 3 exons. The record is from RefSeq and is a predicted model, not a curated record. The coding region runs from base 648 to 1184 and encodes 178 amino acids.